CACCAGGCUUCUUCCUGAGCCUGUAAGAACACCAGGGACUGUAGACUCCAUCUUUAGCCUCUUCCUCACGAAAUUCCCAGAGCCUCCGGAACUGGAUCCUCUGACUGGGCCUGAGCAGGGCCUAUGUAUCUGCAUCGAUUCCAGGAGUUUGUGCUGUCAGAGGUGACAUCUCCAGCAAAGGGCAGUUUGGACUAUCACACCUAGUAGGAGUGCCAAAGUGUUGAAGAUUUCUGCAGUGGACUUGGACAAAAACCACGGACAAAUUGCAUCAAUUGCUUUGUGUUUUGUCCCAGUUUUCCUGCUCCAGGUGUUUUCUAGAUAAUGGCGAAGAUGGUGAGAAGAACAUGUGCGUUUUGUCCAGACAGGGAGGCUGGUUCUGUCAUGUAUAUUGCUGAAGAGCAAGAUAUUGCAGCUCAUCAGGAUUGUCUGUUAUUUUCCUCAGGGUUUGUGGAAUCUGAAGACUAUAACCCAGAAAAUCUGGAUAUAAGGUUUGAUGUGGCAUCAGUGUUGAAAGAACUGAAGAGAGGAAAGCGACUGGUGUGCAACUUCUGUCGCAAGAAGGGAGCCACUGUGGGAUGCGAGGAAAGAGCCUGUCGCAGAAGUUACCACUACUUCUGUGCACUCUGCGAUGAUGCAGCAAUCGAAACGGAUGAAGUAAAUGGAGUCUACCGAGUGUUCUGCCCAAAACAUGACCCAGGCAAUAGGACCAAUCAGUAUGGUUCAGGUAGUAAGAGGAGAAGACAAGCACUGAAAUCUUCCACCAUCACGGAACAAAUGCAAUGGGCUGUUGCUGCUGCUCCCCGGCGCCAGCGAUCUCGGAAAUCAAUACAAACACUGCAAAGCACAGAAGAGUCAGCAGAAGAAAACAGUUUGCGAACACUGAAAAGGAAAAACAACAGGCAUAAAGUCCGAAUAGAUUUUCUUAGAAAAUGCAAGCAAGCUGGGCUUCUGGAUGACAUCUUUGAAGAAAUGCUGGACACACUCCACCUGGCGCAGGAGAAACUGAUGGACGACAACACCUCAGAAACAGAGUAUGAAGAGACAGUGAUUUCACUCUUUGACUGUGGACUGUUUGAAAAUAUACUGACAAAUAUUCAUUCAGGAACAGAGGAGAAAAUCCAGGAACUUCUGGAAAGCAGAAAAAGACUGGAUAGCAAGAUCGAGCUGCUGCAGGACUUAAAAGAAGUGGUGCUUCCUACCCCAGAGAACACCGCUAGUACAUCUAGCACAGUGUCUGACUAACCCCUAAGUCUGUCUGUGAUGGUGUCAAUAUUUAGGAUUUUUCUAACGAUAGAAACCAUAGAGCACGUCUGGGUCAGUGUCUGAGUAAUUCCCUCCCUUCCCCUGCAAGAUAGGGACAUAAGCAGGAACUGUGUGUUUUACUCAUUUUUAUACCUCACUGUUGGAAUAAUUUUAAGUUGUCCCUUUCUUUAAAUUUUCCCAUGGAUCUAUGAGGGUUAUACACCAAAUGUAGCUUUUUUUAAAGCUCAAGAAAACCCUCCAAUAGAGACUUUUUUUUUUCUUCCCCUCAAAACCAAGGGAGCGUGAGCUGCCACAGAACACUCGUUACAGUCACUUUAAGCGUGGGAGCUGCUUCGCUGUCUGCAUCUGGACAGUGACGGUGUAAGGAUCAUGUUGCUGCUUUGGCUUUCCAAAGAAGAUAAAUGAGCAGAACUUGCACUCAAAGAUACCUUCUGAAUUAUAAACAGGAGUUUGGGUUGUUUGGUUUUAAUUCAGUGAUUCGUGGUUGACCGCUUAAUGUAUAACUCCUUCUGUUUAAGGGCAGUUGGUGAAACAGUGUUUGCGGGCAGCCCGGAAAGGGUUGGGCACUGUACUCUAGAGACAACUCCUACAGUGUAAAAUGGAUCUAUGAACUGUAUCUUCCUUUCUCCCUUAAGAAAGGAUACCACUUCCAGAUGUUUUGUCUUAAAAAAAAAAAAAAUUGUUUGAAUACAGAAAAGCAUUGUUUAGCUACAAAAGGGUAAGUUAAUGAAUAAGUAAUAAAAUGUUUUUCAGAAA
Calidris pugnax (ruff) is the source of this 2019-nucleotide messenger RNA. RefSeq names its product PHD finger protein 11 (gene PHF11). The transcript is spliced from 12 exons. NCBI's taxonomy places the organism in Eukaryota, Metazoa, Chordata, Aves, Charadriiformes, Scolopacidae. Gene Ontology annotation, cellular component: nucleus. Bases 322 to 1242 code for a protein of 306 amino acids. The record is from RefSeq and is a predicted model, not a curated record. Gene Ontology annotation, molecular function: histone deacetylase binding; histone binding.